GUUCGUCAGAUCUGUGCAUCAAACAGCCACACUUUCUUCUCUGCAGUGUUGAGGAAGCCAGUGAAGGAGACGAAGACGUCGCUGACUGUGCAGAAUAUAACGGCCAUUAAAGAAGAAAGAAGGUUCUGUUAGGAGAAGUAUGGAUCGCUACGGUUCUAACGGCAGAGGAGUCAUGGACGAAGUGGACAUCGCCCGCCAGCCCAACCAAAACAUCGCUGACGACGCUGUGGACGCCAAACCCGAUGGAAACGACAGCGGUAGGCGGGGACAGGCGGAGUCGAUACCAACUUCCUCUAACGUUCUGCCAAACCCUGGUGUCUCCCGCGAAGCUGAGGAGUACUUCAUGGGCAACCGGGAGCGCGGUGUAGCCCUCAUCUUCAGCCACGAGGUAUUUGAUGUUCGUCAGUAUGCAGAUGGGAACCACCGACCAAAAGAUAGGCUUGGCACAAAAGUCGACAGAGACGCUCUUCGUGAUAUGUUCAGAAGUCUUGGCUUCGAAGUACUCUGUUUCGACGAUCUAUGCCACUACCAAAUAAGGAAUGAGCUGAGACGGGUGGCCGAUCAGAAGCACAGCAACCGUGACUGCGUCGCAGUGGCGGUGCUCACGCACGGUGAGAGGAACGGCCAGCUGGACGCCAGGGACCGCGAGUACAACGUCAGCGAGCUGUGGGAACCGUUCACAGCCAGGCUGUGCCCCACUCUCGCCGGCAAACCCAAGCUCUUUUUCAUACAGGCGUGUAGGGGAACAGGUACCGAUGCCGGCGUGACGGUGAGCGACCUCACUACAGACGCGCCCGACAAUGGCCGCGCCGAGGAGCUCACUUACCCAGUGCCUUCUUACGCCGACAUCAUCGUUUCAUACUCGACAUUCGAAGGUCUAUACUCCUUCCGCAAUCCAAGAAACGGCUCGUGGUACGUUGAGACACUGUGUUCUCAACUUGAAGUCCACGGCAGAUCCAAGGACCUGGUGUCGCUGCUCACUGACGUGAAUCGCAUCGUCGGUCAGAGAUAUCGCUCAGAAAACAAGAGCCUGCCAAACCUGCAUGGCAAGGUGCAGGCGCCGUGCUUCACCUCAUCCUUGACACGGAGUCUAUGCUUCGGUCAUAAUGGCCAUGGCCACCCUCAAUGUUCCUCGCAUGAUGUCUGCCGCAAAAAACCUCAUUUCACCCAUAUUAAUGUAGAAAGUAGUUCCUAACAGUUCCUAUGUUUCCACCAAAGCACCUGAAACCCCAGCUGCUGAAUGUAAUCUGCUGUACCGCCCAGAGUCACGAUUCAUUUUGUCUUUAUUCAGUACCAUGGAUUGUCUGAGAUAUCGCUGUCUGUUUAUAAGUGACAUUAUGUCUGGUUUAUCAAUAAUUAGUAAAAUAUGACGUGGUGGCAUGCCCAGAUUUAGUUCAUAGACCACUUAAUAUAUUUAAUAAAAACUAAUUAUAAACAGUUCUACAGUAAGGUCAACUUAAUUGAACAAACACAAAGGUUCGCAAGUAGGAAAUGUAUUUAUAUCGGAUGAGUGCAUUUAAUGGGUCCUAGAUGGUGUUCAUAUCAGAGAAAUCAACAAAUAGCAUGUUCGUCAACUACACAUGAAGGUAUCCAUUUCGUAUUCCGAAUUCUGAACAUGUUCAUUUAGUCUGAAAUAUUACUUUUCAUUCCAUAAAUAAUGGCUGAGUAAUGAGUGACAAUUUGGUUUGGAUCCCUUCAAUCGGAAAUCGGCACAUUGUAUUCAGAAAUAAGGUUUGUUCAUGAAAUACAAGUAAAAAAAUGGAGAUUCUUUGUUUCCUUAAACAUCCAAAGGGGAUAUCGGAGCACCAUCUUUCCUUCUUUAUUGACGUUUUUUUGAAAAUAUACAAAAAUCGAGGAGAAUAUUUCUACCUACAGACGUUUUCAGAAAAAGUGAUGUGAAUGCUGCACUUAGUGUAACAAUGUUCUGCACACAUAUUACAGGUCAAACAAAUGUAUAUAUGAGCUUCAUUCUCAUGCAGGUAUCUAGUGCAUGGCCACUUGCAUGUUACUGUUGAUGAUUUUCCUUGCAACAUUUGAUAUGAUUAAGGUAAGAUUAAUUUUCGCGAUUGAUUUCAUCAUCAUCACCUUCAUUUCAAGCAUUAGGCCCUUCAUUGGUUCGCCUAUUACAGUACUCAUCGUUCCUUCCAUCUUCCUUGAUUUCUUCUCCAAAAUUGCUUAAAUCUUCUGAUCUGGAGAGGUAAUCUUUCUCAACUCAUCCUUUCUGGGCCUUCAUUCGAGUUUCUCCUACUUUUUGCAUUUUAUAUGUUCAGUUCAUCCUUAAUUUCUGAAUUUCUAAAUCUGUCAGUUCUUGUGCAUCAUUUUACUUUUCUUAGAAACCACACCUCUGCUGCUUGUAUGUGACGUUCUUCACGUUUACUUAUAACCCUGAGAUAAUUUCAGCCUUGUUCCUUUCCUCAUUUCAUUUUCUAGAUAUCUGUUUAUUGCUCCACAUAUAUUCCCAAGCUUUGCUAAUUUCUUUUCUACGUCUUCCUCAUAAUCAUAUGUUGCGCCAUGCCCUAAAUAGCUAAUAUUCAAUGUGUUGUUUUGUUCUGUUUUUGUCUCUAAAGGAUGUUUUGCUUUGAACGUCAUUGAUUUUGUUUCUUUUCUGAAAUAGUCAAAUGGUUUUCUUCACCAUUAUUACUAAUAAUUUUAUUCGCCUUUCUAGAUCAUCUUCAUUUUCAACUAGCAGUGUGGCAUCGUUUGCACAUAAAACACAAUUCGAGCAGGAAUAUCUGUUAAUAUCAAUCCUCCCUUUAAAAAAUCUCCUUCCAUUUCCCAAAUGCACCAACAAAAUAAAUCUUAAAAUGUGUAUUAAAAUGUGUGGGUGAAAUGCUGCACCUUUAUCUAACACUUUCGUUUGCAGCUAUAGUCUGUACCAUUUAUAUCUGAAAUUACAGCCGUGUUUUUGUGCAGAUUUUCAAAACGUUAUAGUUGUUGUGGAUAUAUUCUUUUCGUCAUAAUUGCCCACAGUUUCUUCCUGCCAACAUAAUCGUAUGCCUUAAUAAAAUCAAUAAAUACUAAGUUGGUUUCCCUGCCAUACUCCACGUGUUCUUCGAUUAUUUGUUCAGUUGUAAAUGCUGAAUCUGUUGUCGAGCUGCCCUCUGAAAUCCCAUUUGUUCUUCGCCCAAUGAAUUCUUAGCUAUAAUCUUCAACUUCUUGUUCACUAUUCUUCCAUAAACUUUGUAUGCGGGUCCAGUAAACUGGUUCCUCUAAAGUUCUCGCAGUUGUAAUGAUCUCCCUUUUUGAACAGUGAUAUCAUCUUUGUCCAUGCAAGUGCUUCUGGAAUAACUCUAUUUCUCCAGCAUAUAAAUGUAGUAAUCUCUUUUGCACUCGCAUGCAUCCAUAUCUUAUCAAUUCGGCAUACUAGUAACUUUUCUAUUCUUUGUGGAAUUGACAACUUCUUUUAAUUCGUCCACAUGUAAAUUGUCUUCACAUUUUAUUUCAGUUUUAUCCUCUUUAUUCUCUGUGGUGCAUAUUUCUUCAUACACCAAGUUCUCACAAUGUUCUAUCCAUUUUGCUUGUUGGAUGUUAUUUGUUUGAGUAACUUUUUUUCUGUUUGGCUGAGCAUUUUCAUUGUCUUGUAACCUGUCAUUUGCUUAUAAACUCGUCACAAGAUAUUUGAUGAGCUUGUUUCACUUCUCAAUUUGCUGCAUUUCUCUCUUCUUCGUAAAUUUGAUGAUUCUUCUCUAUUGUUUGAUUCAGAUAUUUAAACAUAUUGUUUUUUUUCUCUUUAUAACUUUAUCUAAUUCUGGUUUCCAAAUUUUUACUCCUAUGUUCCUUAUUACUUUUUUCUUUCUUCCUAAUAUGAGUAAAUUAAUGUGAAAAUAUGUUAUUGUUCAAUUUAUGCUCAUCAUGUUUUUCGAAUCUGUUACUUCUUUCGGAUUUUUAUCAAAAAAAUAUGUACCACAUGAAAAAAAGCACAUCUCCUCCGUUGUAACCAAGCAGGGUGUUGCAGUUGUUGAGACACUAUAUUGACAUUUGUGAAGAGUGGAUUAAAAUUCUUAUUUAGCUACACAGAUUUAUGUUAUGUUAUGUUAAUGAACUACACAUGAAUAUUUAAGGCGAAUAUUUCUUCUAAAUGAACAUGACCCAUUCCCUACCUCAGCUAUGUCCAAAUGCAGCCUAUGCUCCAUCACUAACAACAGCAUCAUCACCAGGACAAUAAACCAUAAUCUAUUUUCAUUAAUUGCAAAAAAUUAUGUUAAAAACAAUUUCAACAAUAAUGGUUAUCAAUGUAAUAACAUUAUUCAAACAGAACAUUUCCCUCUUAUACUGGUAGUGAUUUGAUGAAAAGUAUUGCCCCAUAACAGAGAAAUGUGUAUUUAAACUUUUGUAGUUAUUUAUUUCAAAUGUUAGUUUUAUAUAUUCCUAAGAAUUGAAUGCAUAUGUUUCUUUUAUGCAGACCAGAAUAUAUAAAAAUAUGUGCCAGCAGUAUUUUUAUAAGGUAUUUUUUCAUCAUUUGUUUCUUCUCGGUUCAUUUUUAUGAGCAUUUUAUUGUAUGUAACAAUUUUUGUAUUUGAAACUGUACAUCGAUCUUUAUUUUGUCAGAUAAUAGUUUAACAAUUUGUUGUUUUGUUUGAAUUUGGAAAGAAUGUCAGUUACAUUACAUUUUCUAAUUUUUGUAAAUAAUUAAAGUUAAAUAUAAAAUUAUUUUUGGUUUCUUCUACCAUGAAUUUCACUGUAAUAUAUAUCGAUAAGACAUGUCUAGAAGUUACAUGAAUAACUUGUCUGGUAACAAGGGGAAGUUAGUACAAAUUAUAAUUGUUGAGAGAGACCAAGGCUUGACUUCAAUAGAGGUGUUCAUGUUGGUGUAGGUCUUAGCAGUUACCCAGAGAAGAACAAAAUUACAGAGAACAGACUUGGAUAAAGAGCUUCAUCAAUCAUACUUUGCAGUGGAGAUCACAAUGAAGACAUGUUGUGUGUACAUUGUCUCCAUUUCUUCACAACUUGUGUUAAUGCUUUCCCAGGGAUAACAAAAAAAAAUCAUUCCAAAGCACCUCUCAGCUGCCAGUAAUUUUUUUCCUUUAUAAACUUCUUAGUAUAUGUUCAUAAUUUACUUUCCUUAAAUUUUUAUGUGGAAGUAUUGCAAAUAAAUUUCCUUCCUGCAUUUGUAGAUCUUAAUAAUUAAAGGGGUUUCCUGAUCUACAGUUUUUAGUUAAUUCUCACAACAAAACUCACUCAUUUGUGCAUAACAUUUAUGUAUAAAAAUAUACGCCUAAGGCCAUUGCCAGUUUGAGAGAGUAUAGUUCUUGAUGAUUUCUUGAUCAUUGGUAUACUUCUCUCUUCUUAUAGAAUCAUAAGUAAUAUAGAACAACAUAUUGAGAAAAGUCGCUCUUAACUGCCUCUGCUAUUCACAGAGAAGAAGUUAAAGUUGAAAAAUAUUAGUAAUAGGAGAUACAUAUUGAUGGAUAGAAAUUUAAAGCUUACAGACUGCUUGUUGUUAUGUAAGGUGUACAUUCUCAGAUGAAGAAAACUGAGAUAGCAUUUCUAAAUGAACUGUCCAGACAUUUAGCAGAAGUGGCUUACAGAAACAACAGAACAUCAGUACAAGUUUGUUUGCGUGGCCAUACUCCACAGAAAGUACAGAAAUACUUGUUUUGGCAUUCGUUAUAACUAUUUCUUCAGGCACUGCUUUUAAUAACGUUAAACGAACAAUAGUACACAACAAAAAAGAAGGAGAAACGUGGUAAUCAGUGUGAAAAAGGUUGGAAUUCAAAGUUGUGCUUAUGUGUCUUAAAUAAAGUGGUAGUGUGACCUCCAAACCAGAUGAGAGGAAAUGCAGAUCACAGCAAAUCAUCCCGAUGAUGACGCCUUAGAACAAGGAAAAGAUGAAACCUGCUUGGGAAAAAUAAAUUAAGUGGCAGCAGGAAAAGCCGGUUUAAUUUACAAAACAAGAACAUCAGUACAAUGACAUACCAUUACCAGAGCACUACUCCAGUUAUUUGACGUUAAGAUAAUGUAUUACGCAGGCCUACUGAUAAUAUGAAAUUCCACACAACGGAAUAAUCAGCUAGGAGACUGAGUUUUAGAAUUAAAUUUUUAUUCACUGAAUGAUAUAAACGUUCUUGGAAUGAGUAAAGUGAUAUUAGCUGUUUCUUUUGUUGUUGUUGAGGUCUUCAGUCCUGAGACUGGUUUGAUGCAGCUCUCCGUCUACUCUAUCCUGUGCAAGCUUUUUCAUCUCCCAGUAUGUACUGCAGCCUACAUGCCUCUGAAUCU
Molecule: messenger RNA, 6216 nt
Organism: Schistocerca piceifrons (Central American locust)
Lineage: Eukaryota; Metazoa; Arthropoda; Insecta; Orthoptera; Acrididae
Product: caspase-1-like
Exons: 6
Coding region: 140-1195 (351 amino acids)
Biological process (GO): apoptotic process; proteolysis
Cellular component (GO): cytoplasm
Source: RefSeq, a predicted model, not a curated record